Nematolebias whitei (Rio pearlfish) is the source of this 8398-nucleotide messenger RNA. It is a transcript of the gene kdm6bb, whose product is annotated as lysine (K)-specific demethylase 6B, b. The transcript is spliced from 21 exons. Gene Ontology annotation, biological process: regulation of gene expression; heart development. Gene Ontology annotation, cellular component: MLL3/4 complex. NCBI's taxonomy places the organism in Eukaryota, Metazoa, Chordata, Actinopteri, Cyprinodontiformes, Rivulidae. The coding region runs from base 331 to 5418 and encodes 1695 amino acids. Gene Ontology annotation, molecular function: RNA polymerase II cis-regulatory region sequence-specific DNA binding; chromatin DNA binding; histone H3K27me2/H3K27me3 demethylase activity. The record is from RefSeq and is a predicted model, not a curated record.
GGAUCAGACUGUGCAGCUAUGAGAGGAGCCCCAGCAUCACAGAGAGCGGAGUGGAAACAGGAAGAGGAGGCGAAGGGGGAAAGAAAGGAGCCAGAGGAGAGGAUCGGGUGAGAAGAGGAGGCGAGGAGUGAACAGGGGAGGAAGAAGGGGAGCUGAGGGCUGAGUGGACCAAAGACCUAAAGAUUAAAAAAAAAGGAGCUAGCAGCUAUUUAAAGGGAUUGCACGACGGCUCAGGUCUGCUGACUUUCUAUUCCUAACUGAAAGCACCGUCAAAUUAGGACCAGAAAAGUCUGUCUCCCCUUCCCCUCGCAGUAUUCGCCGCAAGGCUGCAUGUAUCACUCAGCAGAGCUGUACUCUGGUCGUAACACAUGGGACUCCUAUCCAGCUGGAGGGCCUAACAGAGGACCAUGGGCGCCUGUGAACGGUCGCCCCUGGAACAACACACAAAGAUGCCAAGAAGGGCGCAACCAGUCCCAUCAUCAUCCAUCAGGUCGUCAUUAUGACAGAGGGGACAGAACACUCAGUCACAUCCAGGACAAAGGCGUGCCAAAGGAACAUCGACAGCUGUUCCAAAACUGGGAUGGUAAAGAGCAGAAGUUUCAGGCCCAGGACUGGCAUCCCAACGCACCACGCUCAUUCAACAACCAAGGAGGUGCCAACGGUUACCUAACCAGACCCGGGCAACGCUAUGCAGACUGGCAGAACAAUCAUGGGGAUCCUCGUCUGAAUCGCAACAACAGGGAACUGCAGCCCCCUCCGGAUAGAUGGGCCACUUCAGACCGCCACAGGAACUUCACAGGCAGAAUGGUAAACAACAGACCGGGACCGUGGAAACGGCCAGCCAUCCACCAGCGGCACCAUCACAGUCCACCCCCACACCACCAUCUGGCUCCUAGGAAUGGGUGUCCAGCUAAGAGGAAAAGGGACGUUGGCCCUGAUCAGCCAUUUCAUCCUGAAUCAAGGCAAUUGCCUCCACCUGCCCAUGCCCCAUCAUCACCCAACCACUCUCGGUGCUACCAAGAAGACAGGGCCGGUCCUUGUUAUAACUCUGAACACAGGACCUCAGCAACACAGCAACAGGAAACCUCUGAAGUGCGAGCUGGAGGCCAUGACUUUGGUACCUCAGAACUUGUAACCCAGAGCAGCGGCAGCAAACCAUCACACCACGGUAACAGAGAGAAGUCCGAACGGAGGACCUCGGCUCCACCAGCAGACCACACCCGUGUGCCUUACAGCGAACAAAAUCAUCAUUACCACCAUCAGCAGCACACAAGCCACCCGAGAGUCCCACAGCACAACACACCACUACGCCCUCUGGAGGGAAAGGACUCCUGGGGUCAUCACCCCAAACAAAGCACAGGAACUCAUCACACCUAUCUAAAAGGCAACUCAAUGGAUCCGUCCAUCAGCAAGAGUUUUGCUGCAGACUCUUCUCCAAAUUCAUCCCCACUUUGCAAUCCUAAAGAAAAAGGUUCUACUUCCAUCAGUCCAGGUGCUCCCUCCAGUCCCCGUUCAUUGACCGUGGCCAGUGGCAGAAAAGAUGCCUCAGACAGUCAGCCCCGUUCUCCCUACCUAAAUGAGCAGCAGAAAAGCCAAGUGAGCCCCAUUCCCACUCCGAGACCCAGCCCGACAUCUACCAAGACUCAUAGGUCUCAUUCUGGCUCAAAGUCCAGGUUUCCAGAUCCCAAAUGCAGGAAGGCCCUCUCACCACAGUCUCCUGUCGCCCACCCAAAAUCAAGCAAGCCUGAGAAGGAGCAAGAGGAUGUCAAAAAAACUAAAUAUCAACAGAAAGAUAGGCCUCUGAAAAAGGAGAAAAAAACUGAUGCAGAUAGAACAGACGAUGAACGGAAAAGACAAAGGAAGAAAGAAAAACACUUGAGAAAGAGAGACAAGGAGUUUAGAAAGGACCGAAAAUUCAGUACGAAAUCAAAAAAAUCAAAGACGGAAGGAUCCUCCUCCUCUGCUUUCUUGUGUCCAGGAGAGGCCAAACUACGUAAAGUGGAGACAUCGUUGUCCCCAGGUGGUCAAAGCCAGCCAUCCCUCAAACACAAGCACAGGGAGAGGAGUGAACAAGCAGCAGAAAGAACAUCCAAAGGUCCAUCCACUAAAACCCCUCGUCCAAGCUGCCCUUCACAGCAUUCAAAGUCAAAAUCGAAUAAGAUGCCCAAAAAGAAAUGCAGUCCCCCACAAUCCUCAGUCAAUAAACUGCCAACAACAUCUCCCUCUAACUACUCCAGUCCCAAACAGACCAGCAGCGCCACGUCUUCAGACGAUGGACCAAAAACAUACUUCAAUGGCACAUUUCCCUCUUCCAUGUGUAAAGCCCCAGCAUUGCUCAGCACUGCAUGCUCCACUGGUGUAGAACAAGCCAUUCGUAGCAAAGAUGAUGGACAGGGGGGAGUUCUCCAUGCCCCAGACCUUCAGCCUGAAGCCGUGCUGGGAACUCUGGUGGAUAGCGUGGACAACCAUUCAAACACCCCUCCUGUGCUCAGUUGGCAGGGCUCCCCGGUGUCAGAUCUCGAAGAAGAGGAUGGAGAGCUCGAUAAAGGUGUGAUGAGUAGACCUGUUCUGCAGCCCAGCCCCACCCAGUGCUUUUCCCCUCCUCCUGCAGACAGCGAAAGCAGUGAUGAUACGAGAGGCGAGCCUUGUUUUGACGCAGUGAAUGAAGAUUCCCGCAAAGGCACAUCUGAACUCUGCGAUCCACCUUGCGCAAUCAAACAAGAUGUGAAGGAAGACAAGAAAGAGCAAGGAGAUGCCAGUGGCAAAACUGCUGGCUCACUUCUCAAUGGGUUCCACCAGCAUAAAGCAGGUCUGGAUGAUGUUUUCAAGAGUCUCGCCAACUUCCUGGGAAGCCAGAGGGCUGCGUGUCGAGGCGGUCCGUUCGGCAGGGCUUUUACAAAACGAGUGACCUACUCCUCAUCUCUUGCAACAGCACCGCAAAUACACGAUUGUGAAAACCAGGAUCUCUCUCCCAAACCAACUCCCACGCCAUCCUCCGAGUCCAAUAAUCAGUCACCCUCUGACACUACCUCAAACUCACUUCUAAAAUACCACACUCCUCCAUAUCUGAAAGAGUCUGUCAAGAUACAGGAAAAGCAGGAAAAAAGUGAAAGUUCUACUAAAGAGACCCAAGAAGGGAGGCUCGCUGAGAACCUCUUGGAGAAAACAGAGUCGUCUCUUUUGGAGGGAUCACUGAGUGCAGAACUGAGAGUGACCACAACUCACAGGGCCUCUUUCACCAGCGUCAUUAGCGUCUCUACCAAGGAAGAGCGAGAGAACAGGAAGGAGACGGGGCACACGACCGCAAACAGGAAGCGAAAACAAAAGGCCAAGGAUAUGGGAAGAGGAGCAGAGAUCAAAACAAAGAUAAAGGCGAACAAGAGGAAGGUAAAAAAUAAAGUCAAAAAAGCGAAAGAAUUAGACAAGAGGGGCAUUUCAUCCUCGGUGUCAGUUGUCUCCAGAAUCCUCGCAGACAGUACGAAGGGCCAGAUUCCUCAGGAAAAUCAACCCCCCCAUGGCGAAGGCAUCAAAAGAGUCAGACUGGACACUGGGAACACCGACGCAAACAUGGCGGCAGAUAUUAAAGUAGAAGAUAGUGAGACGGAGAAAAAGGCAACCUCAGACAACAACACCUCAAACUCAGCAAUCACUACAUCCAAGUCAGGUGCUACUAAACCCUCAAGCAAUCCUCCCCGCUCCAAAGCUCCCGUGGAUCCCCUGAGACUGAAAGCAUUGUCCAUGGGUUUGUCAAAAGAGCUGAAGAUCGUCUUGGUUAAGAUGGACUGUGCUGGAAGGCAAACGUUUAACAUAUCAGAGCUGGAGGAAAGAAGAAUCCCACUUUCCAAGAUCAACAUUCAAAACUCAGCAACUGAAGUGAUCAGUGCGUGCAAAGGGACAAAAAUGAAGGACAAAUUCAAGGAGUCCUACCUGCUUCCUGCCUUCUCUGUCAAACCCAACAUUGGUAUUCACACUCCAAUCCCUCGGGAAAAGCUUAACCCUCCCACACCAAGCAUUUAUUUGGAGAGCAAGAGGGACGCCUUCUCUCCAGUUCUUCUUCAGUUCUGCACUGAUCCAAAAAAUGCCGUUACGGUCAUCCGAGGCCUCGCUGGCUCUCUCCGCCUUAAUCUUGGCCUGUUCUCCACCAAAUCUCUGGUCGAAGCCAACUCGGACCAUGCUGUGGAAGUGAGAACUCAGGUUCAGCAGCCAGCUGAUGAGAACUGGAAUGCAAAUGGCUCCUUGCAGACGUGGCCCUGUGAAAGCAGCCGCUCUCACACCACCAUCGCCAAAUAUGCUCAGUACCAGGCCUCCAGCUUCCAGGAUAGCCUGCAGGACGAGAAGGAGAGUGAGAGUGAAGAGGAAGAAGAGCAGACGUCAGAGCUCUCAGCAACGUCAAAAGCUGCUCUCACGUUAGCAAAUGCCACCAGCACACCCAGCCCAGAGCAGAAAACAGUUGGAAAGAUCAUUAAGUUCGGGACCAACAUUGAUCUUUCUGACCCUAAAAGGUGGAAGCCCCAGCUGCAGGAGCUGCUGAAGCUGCCAGCGUUCAUGCGAGUUGAAUCCACCAACAACAUGCUGAGUCUCGUGGGUCACACCAUCCUGGGCAUGAACACCGUCCAGCUCUACAUGAAGGUGCCAGGCAGCCGCACGCCAGGUCAUCAAGAGAACAACAACUUCUGCUCCGUCAACAUCAAUAUCGGACCUGGGGACUGCGAAUGGUUUGCGGUCCAUGAACACUACUGGGACGCUAUCAACAAAUUCUGUGAAAAGCAUGGAGUGGACUACCUCACAGGGUCUUGGUGGCCAGUCCUGGAGGACCUUUACAGUUCCAACAUCCCUGUCUACCGCUUCAUUCAGAGACCCGGUGACCUGGUGUGGAUUAAUGCCGGGACCGUUCACUGGGUCCAGGCAGUGGGCUGGUGCAACAACAUUGCCUGGAACGUGGGACCGCUCAACUCUUACCAAUAUCAGCUCGCCCUGGAGCGCUUCGAGUGGAACGAGGUGAAGAAAGUGAAGUCGAUUGUUCCCAUGAUCCACGUUUCCUGGAACGUGGCUCGCACCAUCAAGGUCACGGACGAGGAUACCUUCAAACUGAUCAAACACUGCCUCCUGCAGUCCAUCAAGCACAUCCAGAUUCUCAGACGCCAGCUGGUGGCCACAGGGAAGAAAAUAUUUUACCAGAGCCGCGUGAAGGACGAACCUGCCUACUACUGCAACAAGUGUGACGUGGAGGUGUUCAACCUGCUGUUUGUGAGCAGCGAGAGCAGUAGUAAGAAGACCUACGUGGUGCACUGUGAGGACUGUGUUCGGGCGAGGAGCUCAUCGCUGUCGGGAGUGGUGGUGCUGGAACAGUAUCGGACGGAGGAGCUGAUGAGAAUUUACGACAGUUUUGUUCUGACUCCACCACCUUUUUCAAAGUGAGGACUCCUCCACCACGUCUCUCAGCCAUAACCAAAACUCUUAACGGCAGCACGAUGGUUGUCCUCCUCGAGGCGGUCGGCUCAUGCGAACACUUCCACGAUCAGCCAAUCACGUUUACUCGCUAUUGUUUACAUCACACAGUAAAGGUAUGGAUACUCAGCCAAUCCAACUCUCUAGCUCACCGUCUUCCCCAUACCAGCUGCAGCUUGGACGAGCGUUUUGAAAUAGAAUGACUAGACUGGUUCUUCUCACACAAAAGCAUUUCAGAUGACGUAAAAAAACAAUGUGAGCACUACUAGCACUGAAAAUCAGGUGAUUAUAUGUUCAACGGACACUGCUGUGAUUCAAAGCGUCAAGUAGCCGGUUCUGUGUAUUGAUUCAGGUACUUUUAUGCAAAUUCAGUCAAACGUUUUUUACACCAAUCUAGUUAUUCUAUAUGUCCAUGAAUUUGCUGUGAUUCUAUUGUACCAGCAGGGGAAUCGCUUCACAGGAGAAGUAGCUGAUUGUCACUUUUGGCAUCAUCUUGGUUCCUGUUUUUUUUUUUUUAUUAUUAUUAUUAUUAUUAUUAUUUGAUGGUAUUCAGGUAAACUCUGACAUUUGUAACUCCUGUCUGUAAACUCUUUGAGGUGCUAUUCCAAUCUUAUUUAUUCUCAAUAGAUACUAAAAAAGUUUUACCAGCCUAGAAGUACACCACAUUGGCCUUGUGAACUGUAUUUAGAGGUAAUUAGAUGAAGAAAACACACAUAAAUGAGGUUUUUAUGUAAGUAUUACAAUGUGAAUUUAAAAAAAUGUCUCAGUUUCUCUAAAAUACGGGUUUACUGGAGGACUAAUAUGGUUUCAUUCUUUGUUGGAAGUCAAAACGGGCAAAAAGAUUUUGAACACUUUUUCACAAGUUCAGCAAAACAAUGAUUUGUAAGAUACAUCGCGUAAAAACUAACCUACGGUAAUGUAUUUUAUUUUUAAGCGAGAGUGGGAAAACAGUCCCCAUUGGUUGCAAUGUUUCUGUUUGAAUGUUAAAGAAAAGAAUAAAUUGUAAAUUGUGGAUGGAUUUAUGAAAUACACACAGUGGUGUGCACAGACGAGGCAGAGAAACUGAAGUUGUGUUCGUAUCACUGUAGCAAAAAUACACUCGAUCAAAAGUGGUUUGCAAGAACCAGUGAGGCCAAACCGACGAGCUGCAUCCGUCCAGCUGAAGCUCUGUUCACUGCACUGCCAUGAGCUGUAGUACAUACUGUAUGAAAACGAAGAGCUUGUAAAUUUAAACAACCAAAAUAAAAGUCCCAACAUAUCAGGAUUGACCAACAGAUGCAGAUAAGCCUAAAUCUGACCUGGCUGUUCAUUUCUGGGAUCGCCCUUGCAUUUUAAAGUCAAUAAUUUAGUUAAAAUAUAGCAUAAACUUAAAUGAGAGAGUAUUUUUUAAAUGUAAAUCUUGUAUUUUAAAAUUAAUUUUACCUUUCUGCCAUUAUGAGCACUAUUACCCAAACAAAAGAGCUGUGAUAAUCACAUAUAUGCAUCAGCUAAUUAUUAAAAUGUGUCAAGUAUUAUCAGCUAAAUGUAUUUUUAAUGCAUAUCUUUAAAUUUAAGGCAUUACAAUCAGUAACAAAACAUCCCCUACGGAAGAGUUUUCAAAAUAAAAUAGCUGAAUCCAACUGCCGAUCAAAAUAAAUGAAAACAGAAAUCAGCAAAUCACAAUAUUGUGCAGCUAUAGUUUUCUUCGGUUUGUUUUGUGUCAAAAAGGGCAAAAUUAAGCAACACCAGAGCUGCAAGGUACCGCUCGGUCAUUAUAAAUGCAUUGUUGACCAACAGGCUUUAUAAAAAUUAUUAAUUGUGUAUAAAAAGGUUUAAAUCCUGCAGGACAUUUUACAGUGUAUACUCAACUUGUUGCUGUUUUUAAACCACGGAGCGGUGAAACUGUUUCCGUAGGAUCUCAGUGUUUUCUAUAUUGGUACAAAGACUUGUGCACAGAAACUUUUCAUUAUUCUCUAUAUUGUACUUUUUUCAAAUAGAGCUGUUUUUAAACUGGAACGCAGGUUUGCCGCCACUGUAAGCCCACAAUUAUAACACGUUCUCCAGUCUGUGCACACCAUUUAAUGUACAUACUGUAUGUUUUCAGGUCGUUUAGUUCUCUAUCAAAAAUCUCAUUUGUUGACAUUAUUUGUUUUUUUGUCAUUGGUAUAUUCUAAUACCCGUUGGUUUCACUCUAGUCUAAAAUACUGCAAAGGGGAAUUUCUUCCCUCUUUUAUACCUCUUUUUGUUGUCAGUUUCAGUUUUUUUUUUUAAAUCAUUGCAAAAAUGCGAAAUUGUAAAUGGUGACAUUAUUUAUACUGUAAAUGGUCGUUUGCUUAUAUAUUUAUUGCGUAUCAAAGGAUGCUUCACUUGAUAAGGGGCUACAAGGUAUUUUAAAAGUGUAGUAUGAUCGCAGUUUGUGGAUAGGGGACGUGCAAUCGGGGAGGGGGCAGUUUAAUACUCAUGGUGCUAGGCCCCUACUUGCCUCAUUGCCCCCUCAUCGAACAGCGUUUAUUGAUGUAUGGACACAACUCAAACCAAUCAUCUGGUGCUUAGAAACCAUUUCAACAGUUUACUGCUAACAGAAAUGGAACGAUGUCCUUGUACUGUAUCAAAUCAAUACAAGAUUUUGUAACGUUUUUUUUCUUUACCAUUGUAUAAAACUCAUAAUCUCGUGUGGCAUUAGUGGUUUUAUGAGCAUUAGCUGUAGUUGUAACUCUUGACACUUUUGCAGAGACUUCUAGGGAUGUGACUUUUAUUGGCGUUAAGGUUUCUGGUGUCUUGUCCUCAUUAGUACUAUUUGGAGGAUGUGAUGAUGCUCUUUGUUUUUUCUCUCCCCCCCCCCCUCCGUCGUCACUUGUUUGAUUUAUGCUGCACAUAUUGUUUUCCAAAAAGAACUCGCAUAGAAGAAACCUGAGCCAGACCUGUCUUAAAUCCCUCUGUGAUUUUUUUUUUCUGUGACAUACUGUAUUGU